Messenger RNA from Bicyclus anynana (squinting bush brown), 645 nucleotides. RefSeq lists its product as uncharacterized. Bases 1 to 645 code for a protein of 214 amino acids. The record is from RefSeq and is a predicted model, not a curated record. The transcript is spliced from 3 exons. NCBI's taxonomy places the organism in Eukaryota, Metazoa, Arthropoda, Insecta, Lepidoptera, Nymphalidae.
AUGCCUUUUCGAAAAUGUAAUUUAGAAUGCGAAAAAGAUAAAAAAGGUGAAGUAUUGGAAUUUGUCGGGCCAGUAAAAAUUACUUUAGUGGAUCGCUCGAACUCAAUGGAGAAAUGCUUUCAAGUGCUUCAGGCGUGUUUGAUAUCUGGUAUCAUCUCUUUGAACCCCCGCAGUGGCGCCGCUGCGCCUAUGAGGGUUGCUGACAGGAAAGUCGAACACAUCUUAGUUGAGAUCUUUGCAAUUAUAUUCACUUUAUGUUCAUGUGUCUUUGCUUACUAUGCAUAUGACGGGUACGAUAAAUUUACGACACUACACUCCACUACAGGUUUUUUAGCCAAUGGUGUUAUAUUACUAUCAGCAUUACCCGGAAUCUUUAUUUUUCCGUUUUUUCGCAAGACCACGUCAAUGCAAAAGGCAAGAUUUGGACCCAGCGUCUGUAUUCACGUCGCUCUAGGCGUGUUGGCUACAAUUAUAUCAUCAGUGUGUUUUGUGAUUGGAAUUAGUAAGCCAACAUUCAGAAAGUGGCUCCCUGAAGCCGAAAUACUGACCUUUAUGAUCUAUGGUUGUAGUUUUUACUCGGCUAUGGCGCUGUAUAAGCCAGCAAUCAUGCUUUUCACCUCCAAAAGAGAUAACUUCCUCGAAUAG